AUGACGGGAAUCAUGAACCGUGAGUUCGCGGAGUUGGCUCAGAACGGACUGAACUACCUGACUUGGGCCUCGGACGUUGAGAUCGUCCUCGAGGGCAAAGAGAUCAAGGGCGCGCUGAGUGCGGGGACCCCGAUGGCCCCAAGCACCACCACUCCGGCGCAAAAUGCGCAAGCGCUGCACUUCCUCCGCCACCACAUGUGUGGUACUCUAAAAAAUGAGUACAUGGCAGAACGGAGUGCUUCAGCCCUUUGGGCCGCCCUCAAAGCGCGGUUCUCUAGGCUGAAGUACACUAUUCAGCCACAGGCGGAGGCAGAAUGGAUGCGUCUGAGGUUUGCGGACUUCAAGACUGUGGGAGAGUACAACUCCGCAUUACACCGGAUUUGUACCUCGCUUCUCCUUUGUGGUACUACUAUCACAGAUAAAGAGAAGAUAGAGAAAACCCUCUCUACCUUUCAUCCAACUGCUAUUCAGUCUUCGCGGAACUACCGCCAGGAGAAAUUUCAGCAGUAUGCAGCGCUCAUUGAUGCCCUCCAGGUUGAUGAGGCGCAGGAUGAAGUUAUCAAAAAGAACUUCUCCUCGCAGCCUUUCGCUGGAGGUCCAAGUCAGGAAGUAAAUGCCGGCGCAUAUAAAGUGCGCAAGCCAAUAAUGAAGAAGCGAGGCAAGAAAGGCAAGAAGGGACCUAACCCCCCAACCCGGCCAAGAACCAACAGGCCGGGAAGGGGGAGGCAGUGCCAGGCCCCUAAGCACGUCGUGGACGCGUACAAGGCCAAGAAGGCACGCGAGACGCACCUUCUCCAGGUGGAGGCACCACCGGCACCCGCUGUGGCGCCCGUGAUGAUCCCCGUGCCCAACGGCGCGCCCAGAAUGGCGCAAGUUGAGGCACCUGAGGCGGCACUCCAGGUUGUUCCCGUGAACGCCGGAGUGCCCAUGGAGGUUGAGCACGUUGUGCCCCCUCCCGUGCCCCAGUUGGACAUUGAUGCUGCCGCGGCAAUGAUAGCCAACGGAGAGAAGCUUACUGAGAUGGAGAUAUCUGCUGAGGUCGAUGGUUUCCUCGCGGACUCCAUCUAA
Molecule: messenger RNA, 1068 nt
Organism: Lolium perenne
Lineage: Eukaryota; Viridiplantae; Streptophyta; Magnoliopsida; Poales; Poaceae
Source: RefSeq, a predicted model, not a curated record